AUAGAAGGUAAACAAACGAAAGCUUGCGUUAGUCUUGCCUCAACGUGCGUUUAUUUAGGGCCAAAACAAUCGGGGAGGCAACGUUAGAGUGGAUUAAUUUCAUUAAAUCUCCCACAUUUUUUGGUAUUUGCAACCAAUUUUAAUAAUGCAGAGUAUUGCACAAUUACUACAAGCUGCAGAUUUUAUUGAAAGAAGAGAAAGAGAGGCCGAACAUGGCUAUGCAUCAACUUUACCUAUGCCCGAUCUAUAUUCAAAGAAACGAACGAAGGGGAAGAAAGCACAGGGAAAUAGGUCAACACAUAAUGAAUUGGAGAAAAAUAGGAGAGCACAGUUAAGACAUUGCUUAGAACAAUUAAAGAGUAUAGUGCCAUUAGGCCAGGAUACCUCCAGGCAUACCACAUUAGGUCUCUUAACAAAAGCCAAAGGCUUUAUUAAGAUAUUAGAAGAUAAAGAAAAAAAGCAAACAAGCCAAAAAGAAAAUUUGCGUCGAGAGAGGCGCCAUUUACAGCGCAAACUGGAAUCCCUUACUGCGGGUCAGUACAGGGUAAGACAGGAACGUAGUAUUAGUGAAUGUAGUACGUCUACAAAUUCAACUACCUCAACUUCAGAAUCUGAUGAAGUCGAUAUUUUGGGCUAUAAUAGCUCCCCUAGUGAUACCGAUGAUCAUAGCAGCAUUCUCAGUGGCGGCAGUGAUGGCUGUGGAUUAGAUAACAACAAUUUUAGUUACAAUAUGGAUGAUUCAAAUUGUUCUGAUACUCUCUGAUACCAGUUGAAUACGUCCAUUCAUUCUAGUGCCGUUGUGUAGCAUAAUGGUGGGCGUUACUUAUAUAUGGUGAUGAAAAUAUAGAAAGAAAAUUUUCAAAAAAAACAAAAAAAUACUAUAUUAAAUGCGUAAAAAAAAAAGUCAGAUCUGUUGAAGAGGAUAUGCUGAGUAAUACAUACAUGGAUAUAUAUAAUUCUAUUACAUUAGUCCAACAGUCGACUGGUUAAUAUCUUUCUGUAUGGAAUUGCCGUAUUAUUGCCAUGUGAUAUUUUGGUUAUGUAUGUAUAGUUAUAACAGCUCACCAGUUACGGUUAAUACAUGUACAUCGUGAGUUUUAUUAUCUGAUAAUGAAAGAAUAUGAGAUCCAAUACGAAAAUCAGUUGGCAGCCAUUGGUAAACUAGAAUUUUUAUUUUUUAUGUUGUGUUUUAUUUGCCAAGGAAUUGGCAGUCAUGUGACAAGAUGUCUAGGAAUAUAUAAAUAUGAUUACAGCAGUAAAUAACAUAUUGCAUGUGUAAGGUAGCGUGUACAUGGAAAAAAAAAAGAAAAAAAAAGAUUCAAACUGUAUUCUAUUCUAACCUACAUGUAUCCUUCAAUUACCUGUCACUAACCAAAACAUGAGCUAAUCUUUAAAAUCUUGUAAUCUAUCCUAUUACCAGGAUUUUUUGGGGAACAUUGUCACAGAUUGUAAUCUCACAAAUUGGGAAUUUAUUUAUUUCCAUAUAUUUAUCUACCGGUAUUUAUUUGUAUAGGAAUUAUGAAAAGUGUGGUGUUGGUCCAAGAUCACCAGUAAAAGAGUUGUGCGUUAUGAAUGUGUUUGAGUGUGCUGAUAAUGUUCCCUAAAUUAUUAAUUUAAACAUAACUCACCCAUACAAAAAUUCUAUGGUAGCUAUCAAACAUAUAUUUUAUUAAGAGAAAAAUUCUAAAAGAUAUUUUGGAUUUUGAAUUGUAAAUACGCGAAGUUGAAUUUGUAAUUCAAGCACAUUGCUAUUAAAUGAAAUCUUAUAAUUUCAUUAUUGUGGUAUGUAACUUAAGUUCUGAGAAAACAUAAGCCUGCAUACAAAAGGGUUUAUCAAUCCUUGAAUGAUAUGUGCAAUGAAUGAAUUAUUCUAAAACAAUUAAUUAAAAUGUGAUAUAUAUUGGACUAUGAUCAAAUUUGUAAAAAGAAAACAAAACAAAUGUGCCAAUUAUCAGUUAAACUGAUGAAAAUAUUUCAGGAUCUGAACAAUAGUUAUAGUACUAUCUAUUUUAUGUAAAUAUGUGAGUACAGUACUACUAUUAAUUCAGAAAAAAAGUUUUAAAAUAAAGCAGUAGUAAAGCUGUCCAGUAUUGUAUGAAACUUGUAAUUUGAAAGGGGUAUGCAAGAAACAAGUUAUUCCAUAAUUCUAUCAAAAGUUUCUUAAUAAUGAGCUGAUUUCUAAACCAGUUGAAAUGCCAUCACAGAAGGGUUGGGUUUUCUGCUCAGAUUUAUAGCAGGUGUAUUACUUUUCCUGCAGACUUAGCACUUUAUUUGAAUUUAUGAUGUUUGCUUGGUCAUAUAGGCUUACAUGUAGAUUAUGAAAUCUUUUUUAUUUGAUAAAACUCGGCAUGAAUCCUAUGAAAAUAGCUAGUCUGUGGUGGUAAUAUCAAUGUGUGUGUACAUGGAGUAAAGUAUUUUUCAUGGAUUAGUGGUGAGUACAUGUUAUUAUGCUGAUUAUAGGCAGUGUGGAGAAUAUGUCAAUCACUGCCAGAUGUUGAUUACAUCUAGUUAUUUCUAUAUAAGUAUAAUAAUUAGUACACAACCAGUGAACCACAUACAUAUACAGUAACUAAUGUAAUUUUAUCAGUAAAACCAUGUAAUGGAUAAAACCUGAAUACAUGUAUGUUCGACAGAAGACAAUUGUACUCUCUCAUCAGUAAAAAAAAAAGUUCAAAUAAUACAGUAUAUUAAAAUAAUUGUAUUUUUUAUGUACAUGUAUGCAACUUGAACCUCAAUGACACUGCAAAACCACAAAGAAUGAUAAACUUCAUGUACACAUCUAUAGGCUUACUACUACAGUUAGCCUCUUUAUUUCCUUCUUCCAAUCCAGUGUUAGACAGAAGAGAAGACACUUCCCUGUCGUUAGUUAUUAUUAAAAUUAAUUAAUAUAUUUCCUCCAUUAUUUAAUCUAUUUAUCUGUUGGUGAUUUUAUUUGUUAACCUAGACCAUGGUUUAGAUAUUGUAACUUCUAAACAUUAAAACAUUUGAUGUACUUAAAUUAUAUAUUUAAUAAUGGCAUGAUUACUGUCAGUUUAUUAACAUUAUUAUGUUAACGCAUAGUUUUAGAUUCAUACUUUCCCAUGAAGUAUCUUUUAAUGAAGAUUACUUAAUUACUUAUUAUGGAUAUCAAGUAAACAUAUUGUUAACUUUUCAAGAAUGCACAAUGAGUGUUGUAGCUCUUAUUUUUAAAUUGAAAAUUAAUCUUUUAAUAAGGAAACAUUCAAUUUUAUUUAAUUGACACAUUAUUGUUAAAGAUUUUUAUUGCUUUUAAUUAACUAAAUUUUUAUUGCAUACUAUUAUUAGAAGUUUUAGAAUCUGCUGUUUAAAUGGGUUGUCUCCAAUCAACAUCAUACUGUUAAUUAUACAGGGUAUACAAUGUAAAUUUGUUUUGAUAUACAUGUAUCAAAAGUCUAGAUUAUUCUUAAUCUAAUUUCUAUGAAUAAUGAUAUAUAAACUAAGAAGUUCUGGUGUGAAAUUUUAACCAUCCUUCCAAGUUAACUUUCUUUUUCUAAAAGAAAUAUUAAUGAUAAUAACUACUGUUAUUACUAUAUUUACACUUAAAAAUAGGGCAAAAUUUAGAAGCAUGUAUCAGAAAUAUGGAAAUUAUUUCAUAUGUAUAUAUAUUUGUAGAUGUAGAAACUGAAAGCAACAUUCACUGAAUUAUUAAAACUUAGAUGAUUUUAUAAACAAGGUGCUAAUGUUACAAGAUCAAACAUGAUGUGUCUGUGAUAGACAGGCAAUGUCACAAGUUGUUACAUGGACAAGCAUUACAACUAAACUCCACACAAUUGGAAUUCAUUUAGAAAUACACAUUGUACCAUGUAUGAAAAAAAAAAUUGUUGGAAAUAUUGUUAUGAAUUAUUUAUUACAUACAUGUUUAUUACAAAUAAUGGAGUGUGUUCAUCAAGAAAGGUGUUUUUAUUAAUCACUGAUUUCAAAAGUCUUGUUCUCUGUGAUGUCAAACUUUGUUUAGGGUUUGGUUGCUUUCCGUGUAACGCUUCAAGUGCUAAAUUAUUAAAUAAAAAGAGAGAUAAAUGGCUUCUGUUAAAACGUGAAAGAUUAUAAAAAGCCAUUAAAGUUGUUUUCAUUUAUUAUCUAUUAUAUUAUUUAACAUAUUAUUAUUAUUUUGUGGGAAUUCCAUGUACAAGCGAUGUAAGUUUUUGUUGUAGACUGUGUUAAAACACUGACCCUAUAGAUUGAUAGACAUGUAUUAAGAUGGUUAUAAAUUUGACCAUUAUUCAAUAUAGGUUGUUCUAUCAGCAUCUGUCUAUGAACAACCUAUAGACUAUUUUGUUGUUGUAUCUUAUGAUCAGAUGAAAGUGUCUGGUCGAAUUGUAGAAACCUAGACAUGUUUGUGUACAUAUGACAAAUUAAUUUUAUUUGUUCAAACUUCUCAUUUUGAGGAAUAAAAUGAUAUAAUUAUUAAA
Molecule: messenger RNA, 4427 nt
Organism: Patella vulgata (common limpet)
Lineage: Eukaryota; Metazoa; Mollusca; Gastropoda; Patellidae
Product: max dimerization protein 1
Exons: 6
Coding region: 146-763 (205 amino acids)
Biological process (GO): regulation of transcription by RNA polymerase II
Molecular function (GO): protein dimerization activity; DNA-binding transcription factor activity, RNA polymerase II-specific; RNA polymerase II cis-regulatory region sequence-specific DNA binding
Source: RefSeq, a predicted model, not a curated record